This is a messenger RNA of Sclerotinia trifoliorum, 3043 nucleotides long. The record is from the annotation of a GenBank genome assembly. Lineage: Eukaryota; Fungi; Ascomycota; Leotiomycetes; Helotiales; Sclerotiniaceae.
AACGAAUCGUCUAUACAUACAGAAGGAUCUUGACCAAAUCUGCCAAUGACAUGAAUAUUUCACAAAACCCAAAAAGAAAGUCUAGACUCGACUUUUGGCUAUGGCACCGUCAGAACCACCAAGUACACGAAAGCGUAUCAGAUCUCAUAUCUCAGAUGAAGUCGACGAAUUAUCCCCAUUACCUGCAAGGACACAAACAUCUGCAGCGAAACGUCGAAAGGUAGAUGCGCCUACCUCCACGCUUGGCGGUAUCUCAAAUCGAUUCAAGAAACUCCUCGGAUUGCGUGCUAAGAAGGAUACUGAAGAUAGUGCAGACGAAUUGGGCGAGGACAUCUACGACUUCAAGGUCACGGAUGAUGAGGAAGAGAGUACAAAUGUGUUAGGGAAACCUAGCGCUAGUCCGAUAGCAAAAAACAUCAAGGCAGCAAAGUCUACAGCAAAGGAAGUGAACUUAUCCGCGAAACGUGGGCGUGGGCGACCGCGGAGGAAUGAAGAUGGUAUUGGGAAAGCGAAAGCAUUAGCACAACAAGCUAUCCAAAAUGAAACUGCAAAGAACAAACAAGAUGAGGAAAUUGAAUCUAAUGACCAAGACGUUGAGUUUGUCGAGGCACCUUCGAAACGAUCUAGUGGCCGGUCGACGAGAUUAUCUGAUUCGAAGAACAAUAUUUCAGAAGCUCGAGGAAAGACCAAUGGAGUACCUGAAUCUAGCACACCCAAACGUGGCAGGCCGAAACGACUAACAGAUGAUUUGGCAGAUUUCAUGGGUGUAGUUCCAAAGGGAAUUCUGACACCUAGCAAAUCUAGGAACUCGACGAUAAGGAAAAGUGUUGCAUUUGACGAAACUGACAAGGGCUUAGAAGGCUUUAAGGACAUUCCGGUACGUUUUGGGGUUUAUGAGACAAUGCUGUUCAAGGUUGGGUAGACUUGAAAGGGUAUUCUGGUAUACUUCUUGAAGACUACAUACUAACGCGUAGUAGUCAGAGCCACGCCCUAAGAAGUCGCGGGAUAAAGCCAUAUCAUCCAAGUCUCCUACAGUCACUCACAAUGAUGAAGAAGACGAUCCUGUUUGUGAAAUUUGUACGAAACCUGACUCGAAACGCCCGAACCUAAUAUUGUUUUGCGAUGGAUGUCCCCUUGCUGUCCAUCAAAAAUGUUACAGUGUGCCAAAAAUACCUGAUGGAGAUUGGUUCUGCAAAAAAUGUCAAAGAACCAAGGUGGCGGCAGAAGCAGCGAGGGCCAACCAGAAUAACGCCCCAAACGACUCGGAUGAUGAAAUAACAUGCGCUAUUUGCAAAGGGCUGGAUUCAAAGAAACCGAACGAGAUUAUCCUAUGUGAGAAUUGUGAUUAUGCUGUUCAUCAGAUAUGUGGCGAUAUACCCAAAAAGCCUCGAGACGAAUGGCUUUGUAAGGCUUGUGUCUCCCAUGUAGAUCACGAUCUGCCUGAUGGGGAAACAGAUUUGAGCCCGAUCUCAAUUGAAGUACCCACUAUUGAGGGACUCCAAAUUCAUCUCCAAACAAUGCAACGAGUAUUACUGGAUCGACUCACAGGACAGAAACGUCUAAGGAUACACGGACAUGAAGAUGAGGUACAUAAAGUGCAUCAACUCGUCGAGCAGACAGUUUUAGCUGGCGAGGGUAACUCUAUGUUGAUUAUCGGUGCAAGAGGUUCUGGAAAAACUACCGUAAGGUUCCUUGUCCAAAAUCAAAUUUUCUAACAAAGCUAACUCAUGCAAGCUGGUCGAAUCCGUAAUUUCAGAUCUUGGGAAAGUCCACAGACAAAGUUUUCAUGUUGUCAGACUCAAUGGAUUUAUCCACACAGACGACCGCCUUGCGCUACGGGAAAUAUGGAGACAGUUGGGAAGGGAAAUGGAGAUUGAAGAUGACUCUAAUGGCAAGGUAAAGGUCCUUUGGUUUAAAAUCAUACCAGCAUUAACAUUGUAUACAGAUUAGCAAUUAUGCUGAUACGCUAGCUUCCCUUCUGGCUCUGCUUUCCCAUCCAUCAGAGAUAUCAGAAAUCGAGGCAGACCAUACUGCUAAAUCCGUUAUUUUCGUACUAGACGAAUUUGACCUUUUCACGACCUAUUCUCGACAGACUUUACUUUACAAUCUAUUUGACAUCGCACAAGCGAAGAAAGCCCCCAUCGCUGUACUUGGUCUUACCACUCGUGUGGAUGUAGUCGAGAGUCUAGAAAAAAGAGUCAAGAGUCGUUUUAGCCACCGAUAUGUACACUUAUCAUUACCUAGAAGUCUUCCGGCAUUUUGGGGGGUUUGCAAAGAGGGCCUCAUUGUUGACAGCGACGAUUAUGCCGAAGAGGGGUUUGAUCUCUCCACACCCGGACAGAGAGAAUUCCUAUCAUUUUGGCAGACAAUGAUUGAGGUAGAUUCUGUAUCUCCUUGCCUACACCGGCGCAUAGCUAAUAUAUUACUGUCAGAAACUGUAUAAUAACGACACGAAUUUCAAGCAUCAUAUCCUAUCACACUUCUACAAGUCUAAAUCGGUGCCUGCAUUUUUCAGCUCAUCCAUCCUUGCUAUUUCAACUCUUUCAAUGCAGAAUUUCCCCCUGUGUGGUCAAUCAUUCAACCUGGCCAAUAUGGCACUUUCAGCGCCGGACUCUAAACUUCACAUUCUUCAAGGUCUAUCCGAAUUAGAGCUCGCUAUGCUGAUAGCUGCUGCACGACUUGAUAUUAUCCUUGACACCGACACUUGUAAUUUUGCAAUGGCUUACGACGAGUAUAGCUCCUUAACAUCGAGGCAUAAGAUACAGACAUCGAGCACGGGUGUUACCGCUUUGGGAGGAAGUGCUAAGGUAUGGGGGAGGGACGUUGCUUUAGGAGCAUGGGAACGGUUGGUAGAGUAUGAUUUGCUCAUAUCUGCAGCUAUUGGUGCGACACAAGGAGGUGGAAUUGCAGGUCGUAUGUGGAAAGUUGAUAUUGCAUUGGAGGAAAUUCCGGGUAGUGUGGAGGGCCUCACUAGGAUUAUGCUAAAAUGGUGUAGAGAAAUAUAGACUCGGUGUCCAUUGAUCCAUUAAUGAUGGUAUAUUUG